GAAGCGUCUCACCUGGAGCAGCGCACAGUUCGACGAGGACUGGUUUCGAAUGCGCUACUCGAUACCGGUUUCAACUAGUACAAGACGCACAAGGCCACAGUCCAACUCGUCGCGUUGGACAUGGAGAUGAGGAUUUUCACCUUCACUCUUCUGUAUCUGAUGGUGAUAGGUGCUGGUGCCUUACAAGUGAGCAUCGCAGAGGAUCAGUACGAGUAUGCCAGAGGUGACAACGUCACGUUGCCAUGUUUGUUUCAAUCUACAGUCACCAGGCCGCCGGUCAUGGUCAUCUUGUGGUCUGUGGAAGGAUUAGAAGCUAAUGCUGACGAGAAAGUGAUCGCCGCUUAUUACUUCCCUGGUGCGUUGACGGACAUCAAAGAAGCCUACAAAAAGCGAGUGUCCAUGGAUGUGGACUUGGCCGCGGGAAAGGCCGACCUGAAGCUUACCUCCAUCUCACUCGCGGAUAACAAAGAAUUUGAGUGCCGCGUCCAGAUCCCAGGCGACACUGAGGGCACGCUGUUCGACACUGCCCGCUUGGUGGUUCUAGUGGCUCCGUCUACACCCACCUGUAAAAUUGAAGGGAAAGAAGAAUAUGGGCAGAACAUUAAUCUGACCUGCAUCUCAGAGGAAGGCUCGCCACCACCCAAGUAUGAAUGGACCAGUCUCGACGUACGUAAUGUUCCCCAUAUCAAAGACCGAAGGACUACUAGCAAGGGCGGCGUCCUUUCUCUAUUCAACAUCACCAAAGACACGUCGGGAUACUACACCUGCACCUCAAGCAACAAGAUCCGCUCUGCCAGCUGCAACAUCACCCUCACAGUCAUGCCACCAUCCAUGAACGUCGGCUUCACAGCAGGAAUAAUUGCAGGAGUUGUUGCAGCGUUGAUCAUACUGGUCGUUGUCAUCUAUUGCUGCUGCUGCCGCAAGAAGAAAGAAAAGGAGGAAUAUGCAAUGGGAGUUCGCGAGGAAGGGCACCCCGACAAAGUGCCAGACAAGAACGGAGCUGAGAGGUCAGCUGUUAGACGCGAUGAGGACGAUUCGGAUGUGAGGGCCCCCCUUCGGGACCAGUACGAAGAACGACGCGAACGUGACCACAGCCCCCGCAGCGACUACGACGAUCGUCACGGGGAUCCUGACAAUCGCCGCAGGGAUCCUGACGACCGCCGCAGCGACUACGACGACCGCCGCAGCGACUACGACGACCGCCGCAGCGACUACGACGACCGCCGCAGCGACUACGACGACCGCCGCAGGGACUACGACGACCGCCGCAGGGACUACGACGACCGCCGCAGCGACUACGACGACCGCCGCAGCGACUAUUCCAACGUACGUGACGAGUACAGCCGCGAGCGCUAUGACGACAACCGCCGUACCGAUCCCCGCGAUAAGUACAGUGACCGCCGUGAUCACUACGACGACGACAAUGAGCAAAACGGAGAUAAGCGCAACCAUGAUGACGACCGCUACGAUGAACCUUAUGAUGAUCGGGAAAGGCCUCCUGUCCCAUCCGAUAAGCCACGCCGAAGAGACAACUAAGCCAUUCAUCUUGGUUUUGAACCUCCAAGGGCUUUUGUCACGCAGCAGGAACUGAUUACGGAUGAGCGCAAAAAGUGGGAAAGUCAUUGCCAUCUAAAAAAGAACCCAUGGGACCGGUGUCCAACUUGUAAACUUCAUUCUUUGUUAGAUAAUAUUGGAGUUUCAAAGGGGUGGAAAAAGUAUGGACAUUUUCUGGCAAAUUUCAAUGGGUGUUUAAUAUGGGGGGGAGUAACCCCCGCGAUUGGUGAACGUUCGGGAGAUUCUUUUUUUUUUUUUUUAAAUUGAGGACAAAAAAAAGUUGAUACUGUACUAUAAUUGCCUAUAGAUGCUAGAAAAUGGCAGCAAAGCACUAGUUUUGUCAAAAUGAAACUGCAUCUCACUUCAGCAUAGUUCCUUUGAAUUCAAAAUAUGCGGGGGUUCACUGCAUUCUAAAUUGGAGACUUUCCAUGGGAAUUAUUGGAAUUUACAUGACAUUGAAGCUAAUUAACGGACAUCUUGGCGUCAAGGAACUAUGUUGGAGUUGAGUAGUUUGAUUCAGACAAAAUAGUGUUGCUUGCACGUACCUCAAAUUAUGACAAAGCGACAACUGGUAAUUUGGGAGAAAAAAAAUAAAAAUAAAACUCAAAUUGAGGCACUUGUAAGUCAAGCCUCCUGUUCAUGGCCGAGGCCUGUUUGUUGCAUUUGAGAUGUGUGUGAGUGUAAUUUUACGACCGUUCAGUCGGGUUCGGACACAUUCUUCCGAACAAUGUGACUGCAAUUGAACAUGUAAUUCUGAUUGUACUUACUGUUUGUUGCGUGCUUGUCUCUCUGUAGAACAACUGCUUGAGUUACCUGCUGCAAUGCUUGGGCAACCAGAAAAGCUAACCAAAAUCAUUGUUUUAAGUUUUGGAUGCAAUACGCUUCGGUAGUUUUGUAGUUCAGCUUUGAUACAUUUUUUUUUUCCACACGCCACAGUGAUGUGCGUAAUGUUUUGUUAAACGAUGCAAAUAUAUCCUAUUAUUGUAUUUUAUUCCAUCGUAAAUAUGAAAUAAAGUAAGGCUGAUAAGACUUUUAAAAA
Phyllopteryx taeniolatus (common seadragon) is the source of this 2593-nucleotide messenger RNA. RefSeq names its product cell surface A33 antigen-like. Lineage: Eukaryota; Metazoa; Chordata; Actinopteri; Syngnathiformes; Syngnathidae. Gene Ontology annotation, cellular component: plasma membrane. The record is from RefSeq and is a predicted model, not a curated record. The transcript is spliced from 7 exons. The coding region runs from base 121 to 1536 and encodes 471 amino acids.